AUGUCAGACACGGCCGUGGACACCAGCUCCGAGAUCACCCCCAAGGCCUUAAAGGAGAAGCAAGUUGUGGAGGAGGCAGAGAAUGGAAGAGAUGCACCUGUGAAUGGGAACGCUAAUGAGGAAAAUGGGGAGCAGGAGGCUGACCAUGAGGUAGAUGAAGAAGGAGGGGAGGAGGAGGAGGAAGAGGAAGGAGAUGAAGAGGAGGAGACUGAGGCAGCUACGGGCAAACGGGCAGCUGAAGAUGAUGAGGAUUACGAUGUUGUCACCAAGAAGCAGAAGACAGAUGGGGAUGACUAG
This is a messenger RNA of Eptesicus fuscus (big brown bat), 297 nucleotides long. RefSeq names its product prothymosin alpha-like. The transcript has a single exon. Gene Ontology annotation, biological process: positive regulation of transcription by RNA polymerase II; negative regulation of apoptotic process. The coding region runs from base 1 to 297 and encodes 98 amino acids. The record is from RefSeq and is a predicted model, not a curated record. Lineage: Eukaryota; Metazoa; Chordata; Mammalia; Chiroptera; Vespertilionidae. Gene Ontology annotation, cellular component: nucleus. Gene Ontology annotation, molecular function: histone binding.